This is a messenger RNA of Scedosporium apiospermum, 2823 nucleotides long. RefSeq lists its product as uncharacterized. The transcript has 6 exons. Gene Ontology annotation, biological process: DNA-templated transcription. Gene Ontology annotation, molecular function: DNA binding; zinc ion binding. Lineage: Eukaryota; Fungi; Ascomycota; Sordariomycetes; Microascales; Microascaceae. Bases 1 to 2823 code for a protein of 940 amino acids. The record is from RefSeq and is a predicted model, not a curated record.
AUGGCGGCAAUGGCUACCGAAACGCUCCAGUUUGAACCACCUCAACCGCCAUCUACUGUCUCCGAGUCGUCCGUCACGGAUAAGCAGCCGUCUGACGGCCCGGACGUCAAGGUGCCCAGAUACAUGAACGAAUGCCCUCCCAUGGCACUCCCGAAUCCGCCUACAUUUUGGCUUGAGAUAUCCGAUGUUCAAGCACUCCGCCCGCAAGACUCCCUCCCUCCUAUUGAUGCCUUAUCUACCCCUAUUGGGCGUCCCUCACUAACUUCCCAAACCUUUGUCCAUCCUCCCUCCAACAGCACGCAGACCUCACCCUUCUGCGCAUAUUCGACGGUGGAUUUAGCGUGGAACGCCUUCAAUACAGCGCCCGUGCCGCAGACGUUGCCUCCAAGGCCGCAGUUCUUGCGCUCAAGGCUACGCUUCGUCGUCGAGUUCACAUCGACGCAUGGUAUCGCGAAUCUGUUUAGCUGCGGCGAUCGAACGUCCAGGAAACAAAUCAUGUCUUCCUUCUCGGGAAACAGAAUGGCCUCGUCGAUACUCCCUGAUGAUAUCACCACAGGAAGUGAUGUUGGGCUGGCCACGACGUGGCAGGGCUUGGAGAACUCUGAUCCUGCCCAAGGACGAUUCGUGGCCGCUAACCGGGUCAACGCAUCCGGGAUCGCUAUUUCGGCGGACAACUGCCAACAGGUUUGGCUGCAUCCCCUGACCGCGAAAUCGCAUGAAAUCGUUAGGAGACUUGGAGAAUCUCACUGCGCUCGGACCCGGGACCCAUUAGGCUGGACCGAGGCAAGGCAGCGCUCUUGCGCUCGAUUCUUCUCCCCUGAAAAUCUGGACAGGUUCAUGAGUUCUUUCUGGUUAUUUUGGUCCCCGAAUUGGCCUGUGCUUCACCGGCCCACGUUCGUCGCGACGAGACGGUCUCCGCACCUGAUCGCGGCGAUGGCUCUGAUCGGGGCUUGCUUAACAUCGGAAAAGAGUGAUCGAGAUCAAGCAUUAGAAUGGCUGGAGGAUAUGGAGGAAUGGGUCUUUACUGACAUUCAUUUCCACUACACUCCUAUUCCCCAAACCGGAGAUGCAUUUGAGCUGAUGCAAGUCCAUUCUCGGGUCGACAUGGUUCACGCAUCUUUUGUUACACUUCUGAUGCUAAUGUGGGAGGGAACCAGCGAGAGUCAGGCGACUCGAGCGAGGAGAAUUCACUUCUCGGAGAUUAUCAGUGUGGGGCGCACCCUGUACCCCUUCGCCUGGUGCAGCGGGACUAUGCAUAGAAGCAUUAUGACCACUACGCGCUUUGACGCGUGGAAGCUCUUUGUUCUGAGAGAAGAGUGCAUCAGAUCGAUCCUCUACAUCUUCCUCCUCGAUUGCGCUUUCAUCAUAUACAACAACACUUCCCCGCGAAUGUUUACUGAUGAGCUUCAAUACGGCUUGGUCUGCCCAGAUUCAUGUUUUCAAGCGGCAGAUCCCGACACCUGGUUCAAAGCCAUGCAAGAAUGGCUACAGGGGCAACCUUUGGGACAUAUCACCGUAGCUGAGUUGAUUGAUAUCAGCUUGAAGGAGGAUUUGAAUGCGGAAGAAUGGCAAGUUUUCGAGCAGGCCAGCCUGCUUAAUCUCUUUGCGAUUGCCAGCGCCUUCCAUAACCUCAUCUUCCUUCACCGCAAUGGCCCCGAGAGCCACAUGAAGUCUUUGCGCGUCUCCCGUGGCCUACGCAACUGGGUCAGGGUAUGGGGUGAUCGAGAUCCAGUACCCACCGAAAACGAUGACCCACAACCCGACCUCAGAAGACCUGGCUUCAUUCGCUACGUGCGGGAAUACUGGAGUCUCGCCGUCAUCUUCCACAAUCAAAACGAGUACAAGGGAAAGCGUAAUCUGAUGCACCCCGAAGACUCCGGGACGCAGAAGUCUGGCGGUCUUUUGGUGGAGCCAGACACGUCGGACAUGGGCCCGAUCCAUGAGCUCAUGGUUCGAAUGCAGGACAUAGAUCUUAGCGAGGCAUUGAUCCGGGAGUUCGGAGAGGUGCAUCUUACCGGCCAGGCCGACGCUGUCAAUAUCCACAGCUCCAAGCCAUCACGAGAAUUCUUGAAGAGGCUCAAGGAAAACAAGAAGUUAGACACGCUUGGGAGAAAUUACACGACGAGAACUCAGCCACUGAUAUCGCCAUCCACCCUGGCGCAGCGAUAUGAAAAACCAGCUGAUGCCGACGAUGCUGCCGCACAAAUCACGAUAAACACCGUAUCCACCUCCGGGUCGGGGUGCCCUAAGGGGGCGGUCGCCGUCACAAUAUCUCCGGACCGCACGGUCGUGACACUAGGUUUCGACGAGUUCCACGUGGGCAUCGGCCCAGCCUGGUCGCCGUCCGAUCGAGAGAAGAAUUGCAACAUCCACUUGAACCUCCACUACCCGCCUGGAUACUCGUACGCCGUGGUUGAAACAACGUACCACGGCUUCGCACAACUCAACGACGGUGUCCAGGGCACUUUCGAUACGGAAUACAUUUUUGCCGACGAAAACGGGAAGGGUUUGGUGGGUGGGUUGGUGGGCGGACUGCUUGGGGGCUUGUUGGGUCUCGUCGGUGACUUGCUAGGCGUGGUAACUCAUGUUGUGCUCCUCGGUGGCGACAGGUUUGCCGAUGGAGACAACUUUUCUAUCACGGAAAAGGUACCUGUAAACAAGCAGGUGUUGGCUCCCUGCGACGGCAAGGAUGUGAACUUGUUGAUCCGCACCACAGUCAGCCUCUCCGCUUCGAGCAGGGAUGCUACGGGACACCUGGUUGACGAUGAUGCCACAAUUGAUCUGACGCAGCAGGUACAUAUUGAAUGGAAGAAGUGCGGAUAG